Messenger RNA from Striga hermonthica, 444 nucleotides. The record is from the annotation of a GenBank genome assembly. NCBI's taxonomy places the organism in Eukaryota, Viridiplantae, Streptophyta, Magnoliopsida, Lamiales, Orobanchaceae.
AUGAUGAACUCCUUGGCCAUAAGAGAUCCUGUGGCUCCAAAAGAUGGGAUUUUUACCUUUUCAAUCUCGGAGUGUGAAGCUGUUUUAACGGCUGGAACAAUUGAUAAAACCGUUGAAAUGGUUUAUAAGGAGGUUCCACGGUGGCAAGAGACGGCAGACGGUGGCAGGGCUAGAUAUCUUGAGGUCGUCAAGACUCUUGCUGACAAACAUCCUUCAGAAAACUUGCUGCUAGUAACACCUGGGGAAGGAGUUGGAUCAGCUGUUUCUGGAUGUUUGCCAGAUUUUAUGGUAUUUGAAGUCGACUAUUGUGCGCACUCAGUGCUGCGUAGACCCAUGAUGGCUUUGGGUGAAAAUCAGUCGUUUACGGUCUUGGGGUCACCCAAAGGCCUCUCUGGUAUUGCAUUGGCAAAAGUACCCGAGGAUCCUGGUCAAAGCUCCAUUUAA